Molecule: messenger RNA, 933 nt
Organism: Oldenlandia corymbosa var. corymbosa
Lineage: Eukaryota; Viridiplantae; Streptophyta; Magnoliopsida; Gentianales; Rubiaceae
Source: the annotation of a GenBank genome assembly
CUCAAAGAAAAAAAAAACCCAUAAAGGCCAACUUCAAUGAUUCUCAACUACCAACUGGCUAAAUCAAUUAAAACGCCACUUCCAUUUUCACUAUCCCCAUUCCCAAUUCCCUCUAUAAAUUCACCCUCCCUCUCAACUUCAUUCCCAUCCCCAACUCAACGAAAUCAACCACAUUUUUUGUACUAAAAAUUUUCCUUACCUAUCAAUUUCAGCAAUGGCUUGCAACUCUGCAUUGUUCAUCAAGCUCUUCUGUGUGGGUUUGCUGGGAUUACUAAUCCUGGCGCCGCACGCAGAAGCGGUUAUCCAAUGCGGAACCGUGUUCCAGAAAUUGGGCAAGUGCUUGUCCUACAUUAGCGGCGGCGCGUUGGAUCCUGCCUGCUGCCAAGGCAUUUCGUCACUGAAAGCUCAGGCUGCAUCUAAGCCUGACCGUCAGGCCGUUUGCGGCUGCCUGAAGCAGAUCGCCGCCGCUAACCCGGCAGCCGCCGCCAAGGGCACUGGACUCCUUAAAGCUUGCAAAGUUAGCAUCCCAUACGCACUGAACCCCAAGAUUGACUGCGCAAAGGUGAACUAAGAUUGGAAGGAUCGACGGUGAAGGAUCCUUUCAUCUACUGAUCGAUCUAUGUAUUUGAAGAAAAUUGUGAAGAAGAUCUUUGGAGGCUUUGUAGCUCUCCAAAAUCUUGCUUGUGUUUCUUUAUUGUACUUCGUGCUUUAGUGGUUGUACUUUUUUUCUUUAAAUGUAAUGCCACCCUCUGUUUGGGAGAGGCCUUCAUUAGGAUUAAAGAAGAGGAAAUCUGUGUCUUCCUUUUCACGGGUGACAUUGUGUUUUCUUGUACUCCACCUAUAGCUAGUAUUUAAAUUAAAUCGUAUUUUUGUGUUUUAUAUCUUUAUCUUCAAAUUUUUCCAGCUUUAUUUUGUUGUGUGUGUGUGUGUGGG